Silurus meridionalis is the source of this 1596-nucleotide messenger RNA. It is a transcript of the gene tmub1, whose product is annotated as transmembrane and ubiquitin-like domain containing 1. Gene Ontology annotation, molecular function: protein binding. The record is from RefSeq and is a predicted model, not a curated record. Lineage: Eukaryota; Metazoa; Chordata; Actinopteri; Siluriformes; Siluridae. Bases 193 to 1056 code for a protein of 287 amino acids. The transcript is spliced from 3 exons.
UUUUAUUAUGGCGCGGGAAGCGGUUUAACCCGGAAGUGAUGUUUUUUUUUACAUGCUAAUGUCGACAAUCCAUCCGCAAAAUAUCAGGAAAUAUAAAAAGUAAUACGGAGUAAAUGGUGUCCUGUCAUGACGUGUGAUAUGUCCACAGUGCCUAAUACGAAGUUGCCUUAGUCCAGGACAAAAGCGCCCAGGAUGGCUCUGAUCGAGGGCGUGGGCGAUGAGGUCACUCUGCUCUUCGGAGUCGUGUUCCUCUUGCUUGUCCUGGUCCUGGCCUGGGCCUCCACGCACACGUCCGAGCCGCCUGAGCACCUUGUCCCAUCCAACCCGGGCUCCGUCCCCUCGGCAGAGCCCGAGAGCCAAGAGACUCAUCCCCCUGGUGAAAUUCCCUCUCCACCUCACAGCUCCAGAGAAGAUGAUAAGACUGAUGCAGGAGCCGAGAGAGGAGCCGAGGGACGUGGGGGCAGUGCAGAAGCUGCAGGAGAAGACAGUCUGUUGGGAGCAGACGGUCUGAGACACCGAGACGUAUCGGGGCCUUUACUCAGCACUCAGCCAUCAGCCAGUGCCUCGAGCGACACACAGGCUCCCACGUCUGAAGAUGUGCCCAAUAACACAGAGAGAAACAUGGUACUGAGGCUGAAGUUUCUGAACGACACAGAAGUAAUAGCACAGGUCAACCCAGAGGACAACAUCGGCUACAUUAAAAGGACCUACUUUGCUGGCCAGGAGCACCAGGUGCGUCUGAUCUACCACGGACAGAUUCUCCAGGACGAUGCCCAGACUCUGGCCUCCCUCAACCUCGCUGAUAACUGCGUCCUGCACUGCCAUAUCUCUCAGCACGCCACGCGGGCAAUGCCCGCUGGUGCUCGCACUGCCGACCAGGUGCAUGUAGCUCUGAAUGUGGGGAGCCUGAUGGUCCCUCUGUUCGUGCUCAUGCUCUCCGUGCUCUGGUACUUCCAGUUUCAGUACCGCCAGUUCUUCACCGCCCCUGCCACCGCUUCGCUCGUUGGCAUUACCAUUUUCUUUAGUUUUGUCGCGUUCGGGGUGUACCGUCGUUAAUUACUAGAGCUUCACCUGACACACGUACACUUAGCCUACAGGCGCACGCACACCUACACGUACCAGUACCACUGUACACCGCUUCUGGGAAGUUUCGACACUCUCGGGUUUGUUGAAGGCUUAUAAUUUCAGAAAGGUCUUAUUUUCUCUACCGUAGUCACAUCUCAUCUCGUAGUCACAUCAGGUUUAUGCUCGUAUCACUCAGCAGUGUGCUCUAUAUUUAAUUUUUAGGUUUUUUAUUAUUAUUUAGAAAUGCUCAUAGUGCCUAUCUUAAUAUUAUUUUUGCUCCUUUUUUUUGGCUUUACAGGCUGCCAGUGUGUAGCUGGUGCUCACCGAUGGGAGGGUUUGGUAGUCACAUGACUGUUCAAACUGUCAGGCAGGUUAUUCUGUCUCUUGUCUGUCUGUCUCUCUGUCACUGUUAAAGAGUAGAGCAGACAGCGCUGCUGAUGUAUGUCAGGACUAUUGAAGUACUUUGUGUAAAAAAAAAAAAAAAAGCAUUUUGAAACAAAGACAUAAUCUAUUAAAUCAUUCUUUUAUUUA